This is a messenger RNA of Phacochoerus africanus (Common warthog), 522 nucleotides long. RefSeq names its product tripartite motif containing 61 (gene TRIM61). NCBI's taxonomy places the organism in Eukaryota, Metazoa, Chordata, Mammalia, Artiodactyla, Suidae. The record is from RefSeq and is a predicted model, not a curated record. Gene Ontology annotation, molecular function: zinc ion binding. The transcript has a single exon. Bases 1 to 522 code for a protein of 173 amino acids.
AUGGCCCAGGCAGCCUCCCUGGCACAGCUCCAAGCAGAAGCCAGCUGCCCCAUCUGCCUGGAUUACCUGCGAGACCCAGUGACCACUGACUGUGGGCACAACUUCUGUCACUCGUGCCUCCUCCAGCGCUGGGAGGACCUGCAGGGCGACUUCCCCUGUCCUGUGUGCCUCCAGCACUGCCCUGACAGGAGCCUCAGGAGGAACACCCAGCUCUGUCACAUGGUUGAUGUUGUGAAGCAGCUUCCCAACACAAGGCGCAAGAGGAAGCGGCAGGAAGAGAAACCGCUAUGUGAGAAGCACCAUCAGGUUCUCAGCCUGUUUUGUGAGGAGGACCUGGAGCUGCUGUGUCCCCAAUGCAAGAUCUCUUCUCACCAUGGUGGGCACCUCGUGGUGCCCAUGGAACCAGCUGCAGCCUGUCACAGGAGGAGGCUCAAAGUCUCCAUUGAGCCCCUGGAAGAGCAGCAUGAAGUUGCUAAAAAGGCACUAGAAAUGCAAGUCUCAAAAACAUUUGACUUGAUGUGA